Messenger RNA from Cutaneotrichosporon oleaginosum, 1439 nucleotides. RefSeq lists its product as uncharacterized. Gene Ontology annotation, cellular component: cytosol. Gene Ontology annotation, molecular function: polyubiquitin modification-dependent protein binding. Gene Ontology annotation, biological process: ubiquitin-dependent protein catabolic process. Lineage: Eukaryota; Fungi; Basidiomycota; Tremellomycetes; Trichosporonales; Trichosporonaceae. The record is from RefSeq and is a predicted model, not a curated record.
CCCCACCACCCCUUGCCAGUCGUCAUUCUACUACCUUCCCUCCUCCCAACUCGAUCUCUCGUUCAUCUCUAUUCUCUCUCUUCAUCUCUCCGGUUUCUCCUCGUCUUCCACUCCAUUCGCAAUGGCCGACGCUACUUCGUCUGCCUCUGACGUUUCCAUCACCGUCAAAGGCCCUUCAGAGCUCAAACUGAGCAUCACAAUCUCCCCAUCCAAGACGGUCGCAGACCUCAAGGAUGCCAUUGCCGCAAAGUCCGACGUCGAGAAGGACCGCCAGCGCCUUAUCUACUCUGGCAAGGUCCUCAAGGACCCAGACACGAUCGCCUCGUACAAGAUUCAGAGUGGCCACACAAUCCACAUGGUCAAGGGCGCAGCCAAACCAGCUGCCGAGACCGCUGCCUCCCAGGCAGCCCGUCUCCCCACCAACAUUGGCACCGGGUUGGCCGCUGGCAACAUCGUCGAUGGCGUCGAGAACUAUCAGCACGGCCUUGCGGGUUUUAAUCCAUUCCAGGGCAUGGGUAUCGGCAACCUCAACGACCCCAAUGCGAUGACAGGCCUCAUGGACAACCCGGAGUUCCUGCGGCAGAUGAGCGAUCUUCUCGCGCGCCCAGAGGUUGUUGACCAGAUGAUUGCGUCCAACCCUCAGCUCGCAGCCAUGGGCCCGCAGGUCCGCCAGAUGCUGCAGAGCCCUAUGUUCCGCCAAAUGAUUAGCAACCCCGAGACUUUGCGCGCGAUGAUGCAGAUGCAGGCAGCCAUGCAGGGCGGUGAUGGUGGUGCCGGCGCAGGUGGCUUUGGAGGUUUCCCUGGCAUGUUCGGAGGCGGUGGCGCUGGCGGUGCUGGCACUACUCCGCAGAACCCUCCAACUGAGCCCUACCCCAACCUCUUUGCUGCACAGGCUGGAGCCAACCGCGCCGGUUCGCCGCCUGCGGGAGCGGCACCUGGAGCUGCCGGGGGCGCGGGCGCGGCAAACCCCUUCGCGGCGCUCUUUGGUGGUGGUGGUGCAGGGGGCGCCGGCCUGGGCGCUGGCGCCGGCGCUGGUGGCUUCAACCCGUGGGCAAUGGACCCAGCGAUGUUUGGCGGCAACCCCUUCGGUGCGCCGCCCCCGCCGGCUGACACCCGGCCUCCCGAGGAGAUCUACGCGACGCAGCUUGGCCAGCUGAACGACAUGGGCCUGUGGGACGCCGAGAAGAACAUUCGCGCACUGCGCCGUACGGGCGGCAAUGUGCAGGCUGCGAUCGAGCUCAUCUUCACAGGGCAGGUCGACAAUCCGUAAUCUGGGUUAAUAUCCGAGCUCGUCUAGUCAGUGUAAUACCCGCGCGAUUUUGCACGUUCUAUGCAUUGCUGCACUAUAGAUGGUGCAGACAUGGAUCUCACUCAACGGGCGAGAUUGAUUGUCUGACAGCUUGCAGCCAAACUCGACUCUGAACCGUGUUGCGGCCCUG